Peromyscus californicus insignis is the source of this 1631-nucleotide messenger RNA. It is a transcript of the gene Lrrc73, whose product is annotated as leucine rich repeat containing 73. The transcript is spliced from 7 exons. Lineage: Eukaryota; Metazoa; Chordata; Mammalia; Rodentia; Cricetidae. The coding region runs from base 384 to 1397 and encodes 337 amino acids. The record is from RefSeq and is a predicted model, not a curated record.
GUCCCCGCGAGCCCUGCUGCCGGGCCCGGGGGCCGGCAGAGCGGGCGCGGCCUCCAAAGCCGCGAGGGAGAGGACUAGCGCGGGGCGGCUGCAGCUCGGUCCUCGGGCCGCCCCCGCCCCCGCGCCGCUCCCUCCUCCGCGCCUCCGCAUCCCGGACCUGCGCCUGCUUUCGCUCCCGCCGCGGCCCCGGGCUCGCUUCGUCGCCACCACAGCCGCGGUUGCCUCGGCUCCGCCGCAGCCUCGGCCGCCUCCGCCUCCGCUCCGGCUGCGACCCCAACCGAGACCGUGACCUCAGUCCCCGCCCCGCCCCCGCCCGCAGCCGGGACAACUUGUGCCCAGGCCGGGACACCGGCGCCAGCCCCCAAGGCCCAGUCGUGGGGACCAUGCUGCCCAGCUCCAUCCAGAUUUCGGGGGAGCCGCUGUCAGGCGCCGAGGUGCGGGACAUCUGCCGCGGCCUGCGCGACAACGCGGUGCGCCUGCUCUCGCUGCGCGGCUGUCGCCUGUGCGACCGCGACUUCGGCCGCAUCUGCCGGGCCCUAGCUGGAGCCACGUCCCUGGCGCAGCUCAACCUUAACCUGGGCGUCGUGUCCAGCCCCAGCCGCAUCAAGCAGCUGGCGGAAGCGCUACGGACCAACCGCUCCAUCCAGUCCCUCUUCCUGCAUGGGAGCCCACUGACAGAUGCGGGACUUGCCUUGCUGAACCCGGCCCUGGCUCUCCACCCUGCCCUUGUGGCUCUUGACCUGGGGGACUGCAUGCUGGGUGAUGAAGCCAUCAACCUUAUCUGUGGUCUCCUCCCUCCAGAUGGGGCCAAGUCUGGAAGGGAGACACUUAGGGACAGAGCCCAGUGGAAACACAGUGACCCAGGCAGGGGAGGAGUGAGUUUGAAGGAGCUAACACUGAGUGCCAACCCUGGCAUCACCCCUAAGGGCUGGAGCCGCCUCGCCAUUGCUGUGGCCCACAGCUCCCAAGUCCGCGUCCUCAACCUGGACUACAACCCCCUGGGUGACCAUGUGGCAGGGAUGCUGGCUGUAGCUGUGGCCUCAAGCCGUACCCUAGAAGUCCUAGACUUGGAGGGCACAGGGCUCACCAACCAGUCAGCUCAGACCCUGCUGGACAUGGUAGAAAAUUACCCAACAGCUUUGCGGAGUCUGGUAUUGGCCGAGAACAGCAUUAGCCCAGAGCUGCAGCAGCAGAUCUGUGACCUCCUCUCUGAGGGGGAAGAAGAGGAAGAGGUGGCAGGAGGGGCUGUGGAUACACAGGAAUGGGGGCGAGGGCGGGAGCCUGCGGCCCAUCAGCGGGGUGGCAGCUCCUGGAUGUGCCCCAGUGAUCCCAGCUCUCAGAUGGUGCUAAUGACAUCAGGACUAGGGGACAGUCUACUGGCCGAGACCGAGAUGUGACCCUCCACUUGGGCUUCUGUGCAUUGUUACGUUUGUCUGUAUCCCCACUACCUUCCCCCAUAGGGCAGGGAAAGGUCCUGGCUGGGGUUCUGGCAGUCCGUAGUUGUGGGAGGCUCUGGAAGCUGUCACUGGGCAUCAGCCUUGAGGGGUGGGGGGACUUGAACUUUGAACUUGUUGGCAGCUCUGGCUGCAACCCGCUGGCUCGGAACAGAUUUUAUAAACUCUACAACCUGG